AUGCAACCUAGACAGCAGGAGGUUGCUGCUCCUCUGAGGGCAACUAAACUAGAUUCAAUAGAUGUGUUUUCUCCACUUCACAACCUGUUGCUCCUGACUUUCUUCUUCUCUUGUUUCUCUUCAGGGAAGCUGACCGACACGGCCUCCUCCUCCUCUUCCUCGCGGUCAGAGAGCCCCCAGCUGCUCAGUCCUAAAGAAGGGAUCACCGCCUACAGCCACGCUCCACAUUAUGCCCCCGCCUACGCCGUGCACAUGCCCACACACGCCUUCAGCGACAGCGUCAUUCAGUUGAUAUGUGUUGCCAAGGGAACAGGCCUGGGACUCGUCGUCAAGGGUGGAGCCAACAGACCCGAAGGACCAAUGGUGUUCAUUCAGGAAAUAGUGCCUGGAGGAGACUGCCAGAAGGACGGCCGGCUGCAGGUGGGAGACCAGCUGGUGUCCAUCAACAAGGAGUCUCUGAUCGGAGUGACGUACGAGGAGGUCCGGAGCAUCCUGAACCGCACCAAGCUCAGACCAGAUCCGACGGUAGAGAUCGCCUUCAUCCGGCGGCGGUCGUCGUCCAGCUCUAGCAGCGGUUCCCACAGUCCUGUCUGUCUGCAGGGCUGUGGAGCCGGGCCCCAGGCUAAGGCCCCUGGGCCGGGGCCUCCGCAGCCAGCUGUGCUCACAAAGAUCACUUCCAGCAGGAACCCCCCCUGUGAGACGCUGCCGCCGGUCAACGUCACGCAGGUGCGAGUUUCUCCGGUCCGACCCGAGCAGCCAGGUGUCUCCUCAGUAGCGCCGAGCGACUGCAGCGGCGACCCGAACCCCGAUUGUGGGAGCAGUCAGCCUCCUCAGAGGAAAUGUUCGCUCAGUUCCAGCUGCCGCUUCAAACUGGAGAGACUGGAGCAGGCUCUGGACCUGAUCGGUCUGAAGCCCACAGAGGCUCAGCGACAGACGCUGAGGUCCAGACUACGCGCCGAUCCGACGGGAACCGUGGCCUUUGCAGAGCUCCCCAAUCAGACGAAGCUUUGGGAUCUUUUUACACCUCUGAUUUCCUCCAUGUUUGUUCAGCCAUCGCUGUCGGACUCAGACGACCUGGAGGAGAUGGAGAAGCUGAGGAAGGAGCACAUCGAGGCUCUGAAGGAGAUCAAGGCUCUCCAGGAGCAGCUCGUCGAGUCGCAGAGGGUUCACCACGAGCUGCAGGAGGAGCUCAGCAAGGUCAGACAGGAGGCUGAAGUUGGAGCAGAAGAGAGUCGGGCUCUAAAGACCAAGAUCCAGCUGGCUGAGGAGGCUCAGAAGCAAGCCAGGGGGAUGGAGAUGGACUAUGAGGAGGUCAUCCACCUGCUGGAGGCCGAAAUCGCUGAGCUGAAGACUCAGAGGAUGGAGCAUCCAGGAACCAAGAAGGAGGAAUCGGAGGAGCUGAGGAAGAAGGUGGCCAUCCUGGAGUGUCAGCUGCGGAAGAGCGAGGCGGCCAAUCAGGGCUUAGAGAUGUCGACAGGAAAGCUGCUGAGCUUCGUGGAGAACAUUCAGGAGUUUUUGAUGGAAGGUCAAGGACCCACAAAGAGCCACAGCUCUGGCGACGUUAAAGCCGGCUCAUCGUCUCACGCCGUUCCUCCGCGCUACAGGAAAAGUCCGUGGACUGCAGCCACUCUCGCUCAGGAGGCCAAAGAACUGACGCGGUCCAUCAGAGCCAUCCUGGAGGUGGACUUGCUGACCUUCUAGGGAGAACCUGCUACAGGAGACCAAAAUCUCUGAGGCAUCAGCAGGACUUCAACAGACUCUUAACUCUCCUCCUCAUCUCCUCACCCCCUGCUAACGGACUCCUUCAGCAAACCUGCAUGACGCGUUUGUUUUAGCGAAGCUGGACGGCUGCAUUCUGGCGCUUUAACCUGCAGACAGUUUCCUGCACGUUAACAUGCUGGGAAAACCGCUGUCUGAUGGGAACGUUUCUGAUCAGUCAGCAGGUGGAACUCCUCUAACGUUGGUGUAGACCUAACUCCCUCCCAUCUUCUGUAGCCCCUUCAUGGACUUAUAGAUCAGAGACCUCAGCAUCAAUGUUCAAAUGGUUGCCAUAUUGUGUAGCUGCCACUCCACCCAGACUCCACACGCCAAGUUUCUGUAACUUCCUGUAACUGUUAGCUGCUCAGUGUGUAGCUUUGUGUCUCAGAGGCUGAACGCUCGUCUUAGUGCAGUAGAUUAGCCCCGAAAACGAAGCAGGAGGAGAAACCUUCUCAUCUGAUUCCCUCACCAACGCUCCGGGGGGAGGAAGCUGGAAAAAUGGGAAUGUUUCCUUCCCAUCUGGAGUUAUCAGCUGUUUGAUCCUUUUGGAGUAAAUUUUCAGAUUCAUGUUGUUGUUUUGUUACCAGGAUUAGCUUCGUGAAGCUGUUGUCCUGUUUGACCAGCUGGGCUGU
Messenger RNA from Cyprinodon variegatus (sheepshead minnow), 2390 nucleotides. RefSeq names its product syntaxin binding protein 4 (gene stxbp4). The transcript is spliced from 15 exons. The record is from RefSeq and is a predicted model, not a curated record. Gene Ontology annotation, cellular component: cytoplasmic vesicle. The coding region runs from base 1 to 1701 and encodes 566 amino acids. Gene Ontology annotation, biological process: regulation of insulin secretion involved in cellular response to glucose stimulus; insulin receptor signaling pathway. Gene Ontology annotation, molecular function: syntaxin binding. Lineage: Eukaryota; Metazoa; Chordata; Actinopteri; Cyprinodontiformes; Cyprinodontidae.